AUGAACGGAGGACGACCACACACGCCAGUGGAUAGAGAGCUACAACAACUCUAUGAUGAAGUCCUUGCUGGAUUUUCAGAAACAGAGUCAGAGACUAUCGAUACUGGCUAUGGAGACUCUCCAACUUCAACCGCUUCCCCUAGUACUCCUUACUCGGACGCAAGUUCUGCACCACGCAAGGCCAGUCGAACUCCAUCUGCUUCGGUCCGACGUCUUCCCCUUCCCCCAACACCCUCUUCUCCAUCAUCGCAACCCCCAUUGAUAAUGCCGGAACCCGAGCCAUAUGGCACAUCUGGAGAGCUCCUUCGCCAAGCCACCACUGGGAGUAAGCGCAAACUCCCCUCAGCCCCAGGACAACGACCAACAACAGCCACGAGGCAGUCCGAUGCAUCUUCUCACUAUGGUGGAAUGACGCGUCAGCAGUCUUUCAGGCCACCAGGUGCUGCAGCCCCAGCCCAGCCGGGAUCGCCCUCCUACGACUCAUCUAGCGACCCAUACUACUCCCCUCGCUCAAAUGGACAAUUGGCGGAAAGCCAACAAUACAGAUUUACCCCCACUUAUAAUGACCCUUCUUUCUCCCGAUCCGACUCGUCGCAAGGUCUCAGCCGGAAUACUUCCGCCAAUAGCACUGGUGCAUACCGUAUCCCAGAACCAGAACAAUACCUGGGUCUGGGACCUCCCGGCGUCGAUCGCCGACCAAGCGAAAUGUUGCGUGACCUUGCAAGUUACGCUCCGCGUGGACCAUUGGAACUCCACGAUGAAGCGGAUGGCUACUGGGAAGAAGAAGAAGAAGAAGACGAAAACCGAUUCGUUAACUUUGCCCUCUUGUCCCACUUUGCUGUCCAACUUCGUGACAAAGUCCCCAGAGGGACCCAUGUCAAGGGUAGUAUUCCAUAUCCACGCGCUUUCACAGGAAAGGACAUCGUCAACACCAUCCAGUCGCUCAUCCAGCGCGAGCUAGCAGUCAACCAUGGCAUAUCAACGGACGACAGACGGGCCGCACUCCAAGUAGCGCGGAGUUUACAGAGCCAGCUAUUCUUUUAUGAGGUGGAGUGGGGAGGCCAUGUGCUUCAAGAUGGGGUAGAGGAUGUUUACAUGUUUCUCGAUGACCAAGAAGGAGGCUCGGACAUGGCGCCAGAACGGGAAGAGCUGCCAACUGGGGUGGUCACAAUGUUGACGAAAUGCUACUCCCCCAGUUGUUCGGAUGAAAUGCCUUGUUAUACCUAUGGCUGUCCUCGAAAGGGCAAUCUACUGACCGCUCCUGCUGUCACUCCCACCGAAAUACCACCAAUUCCUCUUUCAGAGUCGUCUUGGGCUAAUACGGUACCCAAAGAAGUCCUUUCACAGCUUCCUGAGAGUGAAAUCAGUCGACAGACGAUUAUCCACAAACUCAUCAGCAAAGAAGCCCAAUAUAUCCAAGAUCUGGAAACGGUUGAAACAGUUUUCCUCCGGCCUCUUCGUUCCGCCAUUCCCCCUGUCAUCCCCCCGAAUCAGCUCGAAGACUUCAUCGACGAGGUCUUUGGGAAUAUUCUUGAUCUUAGGGUGUGCAAUGAGCGAUUGCUGGAGGUGAUGCGAGUCCGUCAGCGCGAGCAGGCGCCUGUCAUUCAACGCAUCGGCGAUGUCCUUCUCCAGGCAGCGGCUGACUUUAGAUUAGCUUACCCUAUUUACAUUGGACAGCAUCCGCUUUCUGAAAAACGGCUCAAGGACGAGAUGGACUCCAACCCAGAAUUCAGAAUAUUCCUCGAGCAAUGCUCUCGACACUCUUCUCGCUCUGUCCCAGGAGGAGACACAAUACGCCUUGAUCUGAAGCAUUUCCUCAAUAGGCCAGCUGAGCAUCUCCAAAAAUACCCCGUCCUUUUGGAUGCCAUCUACAACGAGACGGCCGAGGGAAAUCCCGAUGCAGACUACCUAAUGGAAGCUAUCGCUGCCAUCAAAAAUCUCCAGAGCGUUGCACAGUUACGGACAUUCCAGGUGGCAAUGGGCAAAGGCGUUGCGGGAAAGUGGGAAUGGCACGACCUGGUAGCACCAGAAGUUCGUGCGGCCUUACCGAAGGACGUUCAGAAGCGGCAGGCCAUCCUGUUCGAACUAAUCAAGGGUGAAAUGGCCUACGUGAAAGAUUUAGAGACGAUUCAAAAACUCUAUAUCCACGGACUGCGAGAAGCCCAACCUCCUAUUAUUACCCCAGACCGUCUUGAACUAUUCAUUCAAGAGGUCUUCCAUAAUGCCGCUGAGAUCUGUGACCAUCAUCGCAGGCUACUCGAAAAAUUCCAUGAAAUCCAGCGGGAACAGCAUCCCACAAUACGAAGUGUUUCUGCGGCAAUGAUGGACGCGGCACUCAAUUUUCGUGAUGCCUACAUGGAGUACAUCCCCAAUUACCCCAUCGCUGCCUACCGAAUCGAUGACGAAAUGGCCAACAAUCCUGACUUCAAGAAUUUUGUGGACCAGGCUGUCCGACAUCCCGACGCUCAUCGUCUUGACAUGAAAAAUUUCAUCAAUCGACCCAUUCCGCGACUUUUGCGGUACGAGUUGUUAUUGAAGGGCAUCUUGGACGAGACGCCAACAAGCCACGACGACCGCAAGGAGAUACCACAAGUACUAGAGGUCAUCAAAGCCCUUGGCAAGGAUACCGAGCCUGGUGUGGUCUCAGCUAAACAGAAGGUUGAGUUGUGGCGAUAUAAUUCCAAUCUUUUGUUCAAACCAGGAGAAGCGGUAGACAUGGAUCUCCUCGACCCCAACAGGUCUCUGAUCUUUGCGGGCAAGGUUUUGCGGCAGCCUGACAAUACCAUUCCUACACUUGAAUGGAGUGGGUGGAGUGAAUUAUACGUCGUGCUGUUUGACAACUACUUUGUGAUGACCAAGCCAAAAGACCGAGACGGAAUCACCAAAUACCAAGUCAACCGACGGCCAAUACCCUUAGACCUACUCACACUCGUUAAUUUCACUGAUCCACCAACGCAGCGCGGUGCUGGCCUUCUUCGAAACUUGCGAGGAGACCGCCGUGACGACCCUGCUGCCGCUGCGACCCCGGAAAGCGCCGGAGAUUCCCGAAUGAUGUACCCAUGGACAAUCCAUCACAACGGACGACUUGGCGGGGCACACAUAUUGUUUUCAGAGUCGCCGCAAGCCCGCUCUGAAUGGAAGCAAAAACUCGAGGAGGCUCUGGGCAUCCGCAAAGUUGUACAGGACUCCAACAGGGUGUUCGAAAUCGAGACACUGAGUGCCGAUACGUUUUUGGUUCCGUCGGUCCAGAUUGGGAGUCCGUCACCGCAAUGGAACCAAAGCACGUCUUUCACCGGCAAGGUCACGUGUUCAGUUCCUUUCAACACGGCUGAUGGUCGUGGCCUCGUUGCUAUUGGCUGCGCGGAAGGCGUUUGGAUUGGAUUCCGCCACGAUCCCCGAUCGAUGCGACGCGUAUUGCAUCUCAAAAUGGUCACGCAGUGCGCUAUGUUAGAAGAGUUUGGUAUUUUCCUUGUCCUGGCAGACAAGUCACUGUUUGCCUAUCAUAUCGAGGCAUUAGUACCGUCUUCUCCGCACGGCACUGGCGCGUCACAAGUUCCGCAGAAACUGAACGGGACGAAGGACGUCCACUUUUUCAGUGUUGGGACGCUUCAUAAUCGAACAUUGGUCAUCUACAUGAAAAAGAAAGGCCUGGACAGCGUCUUUCGUGUUUUAGAGCCCGUGAGCGACAAAAUCAACGAGAGAGUGAAGGCCCCCGCGGGACUGGGUUCAAGACUUGGUUUCCGUUCAACCAAGUCAGAAUGGUUCAGGAUUUACCGGGACUUCUUCCUACCCUCUGAAUCGUUCGACUUGUAUUUCUUGAAAGCACGGGUUGCCAUUCUUUGCACCAAAGGCUUUGAGAUAAUGGACCUGAACGACUUCAAGAGUGUGACCAUCCCGUUGCGCGAUGAUGCGAGACUGGCACCGUUGUCGAAACGUUGUGACGCCUGUCGACCGAUUGGCAUGUUUCGCUCAGACGAAGACGGGUUUCUUCUGUGCUACAAUGAAUUUGGCGUUUAUGUUGACAAGCACGGAGAGCCUCGAAGAGGUGGGACGACCAUCGAAUGGGAAGGCAAUGCGGAAAAGGUUGCCCUGCAUUCUCCUUACGUUCUGCUUUUCGACUCUCGAUUCAUCGAGGUUCGCCACAUUGAAUCGGGACGCUUGGUCCAAAUCAUUCCUGGCAACGACAUUCGGUGCAUAUGGGACGGGCGAGGUGUUGGCUCAAGCAUUGUCGUAACCCCGGCAGUAGACGGCGAGCCGACAGUGCAAGAUGCCCAGGUUCAUGCUGUUAUGAACGGCGUCGACCCCGCCCAGCCAAACAGACCUUCACGCGCACUCGCUCAACACGUAUUUGAGCUAAUUCCCACCAUCCCGCUUUACCUGCCGGAGCAAGCCCCCGGCCAAAACGCUCCCCAACCGCAAUAUUUAUCUCGCAACACUUCCUACUCACCACCCUCACAAUCCCCCAUCAGAGCAUCUGGAUCUAAUUGGCGAUGA
Mycena indigotica is the source of this 4494-nucleotide messenger RNA. RefSeq lists its product as uncharacterized. The record is from RefSeq and is a predicted model, not a curated record. The transcript is spliced from 19 exons. Gene Ontology annotation, molecular function: guanyl-nucleotide exchange factor activity. NCBI's taxonomy places the organism in Eukaryota, Fungi, Basidiomycota, Agaricomycetes, Agaricales, Mycenaceae. The coding region runs from base 1 to 4494 and encodes 1497 amino acids. Gene Ontology annotation, biological process: intracellular signal transduction.